GGAUUUUUUAGUCUUUGCAUAUGUCAAUGUCAAUAAAUAUACUAAUGUCAGUAUGACUUUUGAUUGAAGGGAUUUGUACGCAAAAGCACGGUCGAGUUUCGAUCGAAUAUUAUAUUUUCAACCACUAAGAUUACACAGUUUUGAAAAAUAUGGCUUUUAGAACCACCGCUGUUGCACUGAGCAGCAUGAAGAAAUGGGCCUACAACAUGGCUGGAUUCAACAAAUACGGUCUCCUCCGUGAUGACUGUCUUCAUGAGACCGAGGAUGUGACUGAGGCUUUGCGUCGCCUGCCACAGCAUGUUGUUGAUGAACGCAACUUCCGCAUUGUACGAGCUCUGCAACUGUCCCUCACCAAGACCAUCCUCCCCAAAGAAGAGUGGACCAAAUGGGAGGAGGACCAGCUCUACCUCACACCUAUUGUAGACCAAGUCAAGAAGGAGAGACAAGAGAAAGAAAACUGGGAGAAGAACUAUUAAAUAGCAAUUGUUGUAAUGUUUGGUGUAUUAUUAUUUAAAUAAAUUUAGUAUCGUUCAAAUUGUAAAUAUUUUUUCCCUAUUUUUUUAAUUUAU
Molecule: messenger RNA, 569 nt
Organism: Spodoptera exigua (beet armyworm)
Lineage: Eukaryota; Metazoa; Arthropoda; Insecta; Lepidoptera; Noctuidae
Source: the annotation of a GenBank genome assembly